Penicillium griseofulvum is the source of this 3378-nucleotide messenger RNA. Its product is annotated as SIT4 phosphatase-associated protein family. The transcript is spliced from 3 exons. Bases 1 to 3378 code for a protein of 1125 amino acids. The record is from RefSeq and is a predicted model, not a curated record. Gene Ontology annotation, molecular function: protein phosphatase regulator activity; protein phosphatase binding. Gene Ontology annotation, cellular component: nucleus; cytosol. Lineage: Eukaryota; Fungi; Ascomycota; Eurotiomycetes; Eurotiales; Aspergillaceae.
AUGUUUUGGCGCUUUGGGGGAUACGCGAAUAUCUCCACCAUCGAUACACUACUCGACAAACCCGAUAUCACCCUUGAAGAACUCCUAGAUGAGCCCGAAAUUAUUCAAGAAUUGAAACAGCUUAAUACGAAACUCAUUGAAUAUCUGCGCGAGGAUCAUGUCUUGAAACGGCUUAUGGACUAUGUCACUGCACCAAGCUUGGUGAGUGAUGACGAAGAGAACGAUGAAGAUGAUGUGAAAGAUGCCUCAAAGAAGGACAAGGAUGCUGCCGCUUCUGUGGACCAGACAGACACAGACGAGGAGAAGGAAGGGGAUCCGCUGAAGGAUAUUCUUGACCCGGAUGACCUGGACAAAGUUGAGAAGAAUCGUUUGAAGCAUGCCUAUAUCGCUUGUGAGAUUCUGUCAUCCGAGACCUGGUCCAUCCUCGAAUCUAUGAUGGCCAACCCUUCGUACCUGCGAGACUUUUGGGACUUCCUGCGACGAUCACCGCCUCUCGAUUCAUUGCAGGCAAGCUACUUCACCAAGGUAAACGAGACUUUGCUUGAUAAAAAGACUGAGGAGAUGCUGGAGUUCCUUAAGACUCUCGAUGGAAUUGUCCCAGCAUUGUUGCAGCAUGUUGAUAACCCGAUGGUCAUGGAUCUCCUCCUGAAAAUCAUCAGCCUCGAAAAGGCAGAGGGUGGCCAGGGUACCGUCGACUGGCUCAAAUCUCAGGACCUAAUCCCCAAUCUCCUGUGUUUCUUGUCGCCCGAUGGCCCGGCAUCCGUUCAAACCUCAGCAGGUGACUUCCUGAAAGCGAUCAUCACUAUAUCUGCAAAUGCAAGCCCGAAUGACCAGUCAUGUAUUGGCCCUAACAGCUUGACACGUCAGCUUGUCUCGACCCAGUGCGUACAGCAGCUCAUCGAUGCCAUGCUCAUGGGUGGUAACCCCCUGACCGUGGGCGUGGGUAUUGUAAUCGAGGUAAUUCGCAAGAACAAUUCGGACUAUGAUCCUGAGUCCCUUGGCGGACCUGAUACCAUGCUCACCACUUAUGACCCAAUCUAUCUUGGAACGUUGCUGCGUCUCUUCGCCAAACAUAUUCCGCAGUUCAUGGCUCUCAUUCAGAGUUCCCAACACACUAUCCAUGAUGGAAACAAGCUCAAGACUGUUGAGCGAGGAAAGUUGAGCUCCGCAUGGGGUGGCCAGAUUGAGCCUCUUGGUUUCGACCGAUUCAAGACAUGUGAAUUGAUGGCAGAGCUGCUUCAUUGCAGUAAUAUGGGUCUUCUGAAUGAGCCAGGCAGUGAUGAGUACGUCAAACAGAGAGAUGAGGAACGUGAGCGGUUGAUCCGUGAAGGGGUUUUCAAUCCGCACCAAGACGAGAAUUCCGGGAUUGAUUGUAAUGAUACCACGGCCGAUUUUGCAAACGAUUCAGCCUUUGAUUCUGGAUCACCGGAAGAUACCAAACCCACAGAAGCGCCACGCGCUGGCGAAGAAGAAGGGUUUGAAGAUGUUGGUGCAUCUGGUGUUUUAGUGGGCGCAAAAGCUGGUGCCGACACAACGCCUAGUGCAAACCCGCAGUUAACGGAAACGGCCAGUGAGAUUCCUUCAUCAGAUACCACAGCAGAAAAGCCGAUGUCUCCCGACGAAACCACAAAUCCAUCUCAGACUUCCACCGCAGCCAUUGACCCCGCGUCGCCUACUAUUGGUCUCCCUGACCAAGUUGGCAGUAUGAAGCUUGAAAAUGAACCACAAGACGAGCAGCAAAAGUCCGAAAAGAACAGCCAAGAGCCCGUGGCUUCUCCCCCUCAAGAUGUGCCUGCCCCUCUUUUCUCGAAGGAACAGGGAUCGGAGUCGAAUCCGCCUCCUGCCGAUCAAUCGGAAGAAACACCUAGUGUUACUGCACAGGCCGAGGAAUCAAGCAUUAUGAAUGAUGGAGGCGAUGAGGAUUCGGCGGAACAAUACAUCCAACUCGAUACUGACGGGCGACCUGUCGUCGGUGAUUACUUGAAGAUCCAGUUUGUGGAGAACAAAGUGGUCCCAACAAUUCUGGGCUUCUUUUUCCGUUUCCCAUGGAAUAACUUCCUUCACAAUGUUGUUUACGAUGUGAUCCAACAAGUCUUCAAUGGCCCCAUGGAGCGCGGCUACAACCGGGCACUUGCAGUCAAUGUAUUUGACGUCGGACAGAUCACCACCGCGAUUGUUGAAGGACAGAAGCGCAGCGAUGAAACCCAACGGACUAAACAAAUCCGCCUCGGAUACAUGGGCCACCUUACUCUUGUUGCGGAGGAAGUCGUUAAGUUCAGCGAGCGUCAUCCGCCAGAGUUGCUGUCACGGGCCGUUAUGGAGAGCGUGUUGAAUCCUGACUGGAUUGAGUACGUCGAACAGACUUUGUCAGAGACUCGCGAGCGGGACAAUGCCAUCCUAGGCGGCGUUCGUCCUGAUAUGUCUGGGUCUCGUCAGACUAGCCUUAACAACACCAACUCUGGCCAAGGCUUCUCAAAUUCCAAUGCUCUGUCGGACGCAGGGCUGAAUGGAGGAAUCGGUGGCUCAAACUUCCAGAGCUUUGACCUCAGCCAAGGAAGUGUUUCCGGUGGAGCAUUCGGUGGAGGUGGCACCUCCCUUCUGAGUGGCUUUGCCAGUUCAAGCGAUGAUGACGAGGACGAAGAAAUGGAGGACCAGGACGAUAGAGACUCCGGGAAUGCUGAUCAAGGAGACACUGACAAUGUGUUGACAAGCUCAGCCAGUCAACCUAUUCCUAUUUUACCUCCGCCACCUGCUCCAUUGAGCCUCGGUCCAUCCCGAGCACGCCGUCAACUAGCCGCGCGCCUUGCCGCCCAAAAGCAACAAUCAUCAGAAAACGAUGAAGGCGACGGGGAAGACAGAGGGGCCGAAGAAAAUGGGGACCGAGAGUCAGACUGGCCGAGCAACCCAUUCGUAAUUGCAGGGAUCGAUGAUGAUGCCGAGGGAGGGAACUCUGCGUUCCCUAAUAGUGACUUUGGUUCAGCCAACGCCAAACACUCACCUACCUUCCCAGAAUCGGGAUUCAGCCCUCCAGACUCGCUGUCGACCAACUCAUCUGAAGAUGAAAGCGAUGGCCACGCCGAAUCCGUGAGGCGCCAGGUUCGUGUCCCCCUCGAAGUCGAGGAUGACGACGACGAGAUGGGUGAGAUGGUAGGACCAAGUGGCAUUGGCAUGAUGGACUCCGACGAUGAGGAUGAGGCCAUAAUCAAUGAAUCUCUUGGUUACUCCAACCUCUCGGGGCCCGGCCGAUACAACAACUUCCGCCGAACCCGGGCCGUGAGCUCUCAUUAUGAUGACGAGCAAAACGACAGUAGCGAUGGUGAGGAUGAUGGAUUGGUGGAAAUUGUGGUCCCUGGCCGCAAGUCCUCGACCUCGAACUAA